AUGACUACCAUAGCUGCAACCAGUCUCAACGUCGCGACUCCACGAUCGGUCGUUCGACCAUCGGCGGCUCGUUUAACCGCUCCGGUACGUUUGAAUUAUCCGUGGAGAUUCGGUUCGAUGAACCGGAUGGUGAAACCGGUUAAGGCGACAUCGGAAGGAGGGAUAUCGGAGAAAGUGGAGAAGAGUAUUCAAGAAGCGAAGGAGACUUGCGCCGAUGAUCCGGUGAGUGGUGAGUGUGUUGCGGCGUGGGAUGAGGUGGAGGAGCUGAGUGCGGCGGCGAGUCAUGCUAGAGACAAGAAGAAAGCUACUGGUUCUGAUCCUUUGGAAGAGUAUUGUAGUGAUAAUCCUGAGACUGAUGAGUGUCGUACUUAUGAUAAUUGA
Arabis nemorensis is the source of this 381-nucleotide messenger RNA. The record is from the annotation of a GenBank genome assembly. NCBI's taxonomy places the organism in Eukaryota, Viridiplantae, Streptophyta, Magnoliopsida, Brassicales, Brassicaceae.